Messenger RNA from Magnolia sinica, 2886 nucleotides. RefSeq names its product polyadenylate-binding protein-interacting protein 3-like. Gene Ontology annotation, biological process: cytoplasmic stress granule assembly. Gene Ontology annotation, cellular component: cytoplasmic stress granule. The record is from RefSeq and is a predicted model, not a curated record. NCBI's taxonomy places the organism in Eukaryota, Viridiplantae, Streptophyta, Magnoliopsida, Magnoliales, Magnoliaceae. Gene Ontology annotation, molecular function: RNA binding. The coding region runs from base 16 to 2142 and encodes 708 amino acids. The transcript is spliced from 15 exons.
AUUCAUCUUUUCCAAAUGACCCUGCACUUCUCCAGAUUUUCGAAACUCUCUCGCUCUCUUCGCGAAACGUAUUCCUCUAUUCUCCCAUUUCUCUUUCGAAACCCUAAAUCUCUCUCUCUCUCUCUCUUUCCUACUCUAUACACCGAUCGUUUCGGUGUAUCUCCCCCACCUCUCUCUCCCAAUACACCGAUUAUUUCGGUGCUUCUCCCUCCUUCCUUUUCCCACUCCAAAGUUAGCUACAAGCUAUUGCCGACAAUGAGUCUACAACAAGUGGUUCAACCCAGGUCUAACAAUUCAUUUGGCCGUCGGAGGGGUGACAGAGAGAUGGGGACCCGGCUGGACAGGAAGUCAUCCGGCAGUUUUAGCAAUUCAGGUCUAGUGAAUGGCAGCAAAUUUGGAGGGUUUGAAAGUCCUUCACGUGAUCGGCUAGUAUAUGUGACAACAUGUUUCAUUGGACAUCAUGUGGAAGUCCAGAUGAAGAAUGGGUCUAUUUUCUCUGGAAUAUUUCAUGCGAUGAGUACCGAAAAAGAUUUUGGAAUUAUCCUCAAGAUGGCUCGGCUCACGAAGGAUGGUUCCUCGAGAGGACAGAAACCCAUUCCUGAUUCUGUUAUCAAGGCUCCUUCAAAGACCCUAAUAAUUCCUUCUAAAGAAUAUGUGCAAGUUAUCGCGAAGGAUCUUGCGUUAACUGCGGAUGGGUUUGCAAACGGGCAUGCCCAAGAAAAGCGGCAGGACAUCAUGAUAGACUCCUACAUAUCCCAGUCUAACUAUGUUGAGGUGGAGAGAGAACUCGAGCGGUGGACCCCAGAUAAAGACGAUCCCAAUUUGCCUGAAUUGGAAAAUAUAUUUGAUGGUACUUGGAACAGGAACUGGGAUCAGUUUGAAACAAAUGAAGCAUUGUUUGGAGUGAAGAGUACAUUUGAUGAGGAGCUUUAUACUACAAAACUUGAGAGAGGUCCUCAAAUGAGAGAGCUAGAAAGAGAAGCUUUACGAAUAGCGAGAGAAAUUGAGGGAGAGGAAACACAAGAUAUUCAUUUAGCUGAGGAAAGAGGCAUCCAUUUUAAUGACGAUGACGAGGAGAGCAGAUUCUCAUCAGUAUUUAGGGGAGUUGAUGAUGGGAGGUAUGAGGAAAAUGAAGACAUGGUGCUGAAUGAUCGCAAUUCUGAAACAUUUGGUGACUCCUCUGCCUCUGUCACUAGUAGGUCAUUUUCUGAUGUAGCCAGGGGAAAAAACAAUGAUGGAACUCAGCCAUCAUCAAGCUGUUCAUCAGUGGAUGGGGGGACAUCUUCUCAGAUACCGGCUGUCAGGGAUCUAUAUCGUUCUGGUUCUGGGGAUCAUGUUAGGGAGCUGUCCUCCGAUUGUGCCUCUAAUGAUGUCCUAGCUGUGGCUAGUGAGAGGAGGAUGAACGAGUGCCGGGUCAGAGACCAGCAUGGAGGAAAGAGUGGACCAAAGGAAUCCACAGAAAGGAAUACCGUCUCUGUGGAGGCUCAAACUUCAAAGUCUGAGGAGAUGCAACACUCAGUGAAUCUGAAAAAGGCUAGCUUUGAUAAAGGGGGAUUAUCACCCCGUGCCACUGCAUAUGCCCCAUCUUCUAUACCAACAAAAAGUCAAGAGCCUGCUGUUUCUGCACGCGAAUCUACAGAGCAUGCACGUACCGGCAAAGAUGCUACUCAAUCUGUUAACCCUCAUGUACGACCGGGUAGUUCUACAUCAUCCACCUCAGAGCGUGUAGUUGCUACCUCUGUUUCGAGCGGUCCUGCUUUGUCACCAAGCUCAUCAGUGGGAUCACUAUCUUCAGAAAAAUCUACCCUGAAUCCUUUUGCUAAGGAGUUUAAGCUCAACCCAAAUGCAAAGAGUUUCAUUCCAUCUCAGGCUUCCUUAAGGCCACCUUCUCCUGCUUCUGAAGGCUCCUUCUAUUUUCCAACUAACAUGUCUGCCGUCCCACAUAUGCAUGGCCUCCCGGUGGGCAUUGGGAUCGGACCCUCAUUUGGUGGACACCAGCCUGUUAUUUACAAUCCACAGGCUGCACCAGUGCAAUCACCUCAGGCAUAUGUCCAUCCAAACGGGCCUUUGUACGGACAGCAGAUGAUUAUAGGUCAGCCCCGGCAAGUUCUUUACAUGCCCAGCUAUCCCCCACUUUUGUGACGAGGAUGGUUCUGAUACAGGAAAUGCAGUACAAAGGAAGAGAUUUCUAACCUGCCAGGCAGCCUUCCCAUGGCCGAAGGUGUUUGUAAAUACCAGCUUCAAAAGAGAAAUGGCUCAAGCGAUUUCAGACUCUCCUGGCAAGAUUCAAUAAUUGAAGAGCUGUGACUGGAGCCAUGGGAAAUUUUAAAAUAACUUCUGAGAUAGGUUUUGCUAUGCUCAUGCGCACCAUCAUAACUAGUAUGUGGGACACCAGACCUGUGCAUCAUGAGUGCCCCACUGCGUAGAUAGUCUGGCUGAGAAAUCAGGCCAGCCAGCCUGCUAAUUGGGUGGGGCGCAUGUGCAAGCCCAAUGCAGGCUGCUGGCCAACUGGACGAGUGAACUCGCUAAUAUAUUUUUUUGGGGUGGGUGGGGAGCAGGGCUGUUACACAGUGGGGCCCAUCUCUAAAGGUUGAUAAGUUGGUGGAAUACAAAAUAUUCUGAUAUGAUGCCAUUCCCAUCAUGCAUGGCUCAGAUGCCCCACCUGGGUGUGUUCAUGGUGCGUGUGAGCUUCUGAAGACCGUCUUCAUCAGGCCUUUUGUAUUUGUAACUAAUGAAAAUGCCACCUUACUUGCCAUAAGACUUCAAAGGUUCUUGGUAUUUGGAUUAUUUUGGGGUUUUUUCUUUUUUCUUUUUCCUUUUUGUGUUUUUAAUUGGAGGAUGAUAUAUCAAACUCGUUCAUUCAAAUAAAAAUACUAAUUGCUAACA